GCCUGAGGCCCAGAUCGACCUGGCCAAGAGCCCCUCGAGCUUCGGACGCGCCCGGAGCGCUGAGGCUCAGCAGAGAGUCUGGCGACGCUGGGAGGACAGUGAUCUCCGGAUUCAUCAAGAAAAGUCCGAUGAGCGGGUUGCCCGGAAGCGUCAGCAGAUUCUGGAGGAGCUGAAGCACCGGGAGGACGAGCAGUGCACGUUCACACCGCAGCUGAUUGCCAGAAGAUCGCGAAGCUGCGAACGCCUCGGCGUGCAGUCUGGCUCUCCUGUGGCUCCCGGACGGGCAUGGCAG
This is a messenger RNA of Symbiodinium sp. CCMP2592, 292 nucleotides long. The record is from the annotation of a GenBank genome assembly. NCBI's taxonomy places the organism in Eukaryota, Dinophyceae, Suessiales, Symbiodiniaceae.